This is a messenger RNA of Gymnogyps californianus (California condor), 2667 nucleotides long. It is a transcript of the gene MTCL3, whose product is annotated as SOGA family member 3. The transcript has 6 exons. Gene Ontology annotation, biological process: regulation of autophagy. NCBI's taxonomy places the organism in Eukaryota, Metazoa, Chordata, Aves, Accipitriformes, Cathartidae. Bases 1 to 2667 code for a protein of 888 amino acids. The record is from RefSeq and is a predicted model, not a curated record.
AUGAGCCAGCCGCCUGCAGGGGGCGCCGCCGCCGAGCCUCGCCUCCACCCCGAGGGCAGCAGCGGCAGGAAGCAGCAGCGAGCCUCCUCUCCGGCCAGGGCCCGCGACAACACCCCGCGCCCGCCGCCCGCCGCCGCCGCCUCCCGCGCCCCGGCCGCCGCCGCCGCCGCCGCCAAGGCCGCCUCGGCGCGGCCGCCGCCGGGCCAGGCCCCCAGAGCCGCCCGCGGCCGCGCCGCCGACAAGCCGCCGCGCGGCGCCGGGCCGCCGGGAGCUGUCCAGCCCGGCGCCGGUGCUGAACCGCCGCCCGCCGCCGGCGGGAAAGCCGCCGCCGCCGCCGAGGAGCCGCCGCCGCGCGCCGCCGAGCCCGCCGCGCCGCGGGCCGCCGAGGAGGCGCCCCCUGCAGGAGGAGGCGGCGGCGGCGGCGGGGGGGAGCGGGAGGGGGCGGUGGCGCCGCAGCCGCCGCCGCCGCCCAAGCACUGGCGGGGGAAAGCGGGGCGGUCUCCGCUGAAGGGCGCGGGGGAGGCGGCCCCGGCGCCUCCAUCUUCCUCGGGCGCGGGGAAGGGCCGCGGGGCGGCGGGCGGCGGCGGCGGGUACUGGAAGGAGGGAUGCCUGCAAAGUGAGCUCAUCCAGUUCCACCUCAGGAAGGGGCUGGCGGCGGCCGCCCAGAUGCAAACCAAGGGCAGCAACCACAGCAGCAGCGGCAGCGCUUCCUCCGCCUCCUCCGCCUCCGCGGCCGCCGCCCCGGCCGAGCCUCCCCUGGCCGCCUCCGCCUCCUCGCCGUCUGCCAUGGCGGCGGCCGGGGCGGAGGGGCUGCGGCAGGGCGAGGCGGGCGGCGGCGGCAGGAGCGGCGCCCCCGAGGGCGCCAUGAGCCCCCAGCUGCAGGAGGAGAUGCAGGAAGAGAUGGAGAAGCUGCGGGAGGAGAACGAGAGCCUCAAGAACGAGAUAGAUGAGCUGAGGACAGAGAUGGAUGAGAUGAGGGACAGUUUCUUCGAGGAGGACGCUUGUCAGCUUCAAGAAAUGCGCCACGAACUGGAGCGAGCCAACAAGAACUGCCGGAUCCUUCAGUACCGGCUGCGCAAGGCUGAGCGCAAGAGGCUCCGCUACGCCCAGACCGGCGAGAUCGACGGCGAGCUCUUGCGCAGCAUGGAGCAGGACCUCAAGGUUGCAAAAGAUGUAUCGGUGAGACUUCAUCAUGAGUUAGAAAAUGUGGAAGAAAAACGUACUGUAACAGAAGAUGAAAAUGAAAAAUUAAGACAGCAGCUUAUAGAAGUUGAAAUUGCCAAACAAGCACUACAGAAUGAACUGGAAAAAAUGAAAGAGCAAUCACUGAAAAGAAGAGGGAGCAAAGACCUACCAAAAUCAGAAAAAAAGUCACAGCAGACACCAACAGAGGAGGACAAUGAAGACCUGAAAUGCCAGCUACAGUUUGUCAAAGAAGAAGCAGCCUUGAUGAGGAAGAAAAUGGCUAAGAUUGAUAAAGAGAAAGACAGAUUUGAACAUGAGCUGCAAAAAUAUAGAUCGUUUUAUGGGGAUUUGGACAGUCCCUUGCCAAAAGGUGAAGCAGGUGGGCCACCUACCACAAGAGAAGCUGAACUCAAGCUUCGAUUGAGACUUGUGGAGGAGGAAGCUAACAUUCUUGGGAGGAAAAUAGUGGAACUAGAAGUAGAAAAUAGAGGACUGAAAGCAGAACUUGAUGAUUUAAGAGGAGAUGAUUUCUCAGGGACUUCUAACCCGCUCCUGGGAGAGCAGAGUGAAUCCCUGUCAGAAUUACGACAGCAUUUGCAGCUAGUAGAAGAUGAAACAGAAUUGCUGAGGAGAAAUUUAGCUGAUUUGGAAGAACAAAACAAGCGCAUAACAGCUGAGCUGAACAAAUACAAGUACAAGUCUGGGGCCCAUGAGAGCUCUAGGCACCACGAUAAUGCCAAGACAGAAGCGUUACAGGAGGAGCUAAAAGCUGCACGAAUGCAGAUCAAUGAGCUGAGUGGCAAAGUCAUGCAACUCCAAUAUGAGAACAGAGUCUUAAUGUCCAACAUGCAGCGUUAUGACUUGGCCUCUCAUCUUGGGAUCCGUGGCAGUCCCAGAGACAGUGAUGCGGAAAGUGAUGCAGGGAAAAAAGAGAGCGAUGAUGAUUCCCGCCCCCCUCACCGCAAAAGGGAAGGCCCCAUCGGUGGGGAAAGUGACUCCGAAGAGGUACGCAACAUUCGGUGCCUGACACCCACGAGGUCUUUUUAUCCGACACCAUCUGGGUGGCAGAAAAGCUUCACUGACAGGCAGCAGAUGAAGGACAUUCGCUCUGAAGCUGAGCGGCUAGGCAAGACAAUAGAUCGCUUAAUUUCUGACACGAGCACCAUCAUAACAGAGGCGAGAAUUUAUGUAGCUAAUGGGGACCUCUUUGGACUGAUGGAUGAGGAAGACGAUGGCAGCAGAAUACGUGAGCAUGAGCUUCUUUACCGGAUCAACGCACAGAUGAAGGCCUUCAGGAAAGAGCUCCAGGCUUUCAUCGACAGACUCGAAGUUCCAAAGUCUUCGGAUGAUCGAAGUGCAGAUGAACCUUUGUCAGUGAGUCAGAAUUGUUCCAGAGAGGUUUUGGGGAGCAGAUUCCUUGCUGACUCAAGAUCUUUUGCCAUGAAAACUGACCUACCCUUAUCUUAUCAUGCAAUCCUAUAG